This is a messenger RNA of Macrobrachium nipponense, 3277 nucleotides long. It is a transcript of the gene Trp1, whose product is annotated as translocation protein SEC62-like. The record is from RefSeq and is a predicted model, not a curated record. Gene Ontology annotation, biological process: post-translational protein targeting to membrane, translocation. Lineage: Eukaryota; Metazoa; Arthropoda; Malacostraca; Decapoda; Palaemonidae. Gene Ontology annotation, cellular component: endoplasmic reticulum; endoplasmic reticulum membrane. Bases 660 to 1994 code for a protein of 444 amino acids. The transcript is spliced from 9 exons.
CCGCCGCCGCCGCCAGCUAGCUAGAAGGAGCUGCUGCUGAUACGUCAUUCACGUCUCGUAGGACGUAACGGACAGGCCGUUGACCCCCUCGUUGCAGAUUCACCUUGCAUAAGUCCCUGGUUUUGAGUUCCCUUUCUGAGAGAGGAGGCCGUUUUGGGGUCCUGGCUAUCGGCCCAGGCGUUGUACCGACGUCCUUUACGUCCCCCGUCUUAUUAACCUCAGUUAACCUCGUUUUUACCAUAAGUGCAAGUUAAUUUCGAAUCUAGAGUGAAGAUCAUUACCUAUUUCACUCUUUACAGUGUUAAAAUCGCCGUUCUCCAACUCGUAACCCUACGGUAAAUCUUCGACGUCGUGUUCGAGUUCGCAUCAUAGGCUUAUGCCAGGCCUAUCUCAGUCCUCUUGGAAAAUCAAUUAAAUGACGCCCAUUCCUUCGCAAAAUUUCCAUAUGGUGGGAAAGUAAGCCCAGCUUCAUAAUUUCUAGUCUGCGGAAUCGGUAUUUUUAAAGUUAAAUUACUAAUUUUAUCUCCCGUAGGCCUAGAUACCUUAGGUCAUAAUAGGCCUAAUCGAAGCGUUGUGCUGCUUGAUCACAUAGGCUACCACAUCCUAGGCUGUAGGGAAGCGUAACUUGGGCCUAUUCGUGAAUUUCCUUCCAAGCCAUCAUGUCGAAGAAAAGAUUACAGGAUGUCGUGGAACCUUCGGGUCCCUAUAUAAAGCGCUGCACUCCCGAUAAAGACGAGGAUAUCCCAAUCCCUGUUGAAGAAAAACCAACAAAACAGCAUUAUGCCGUGGCUACCUAUCUGAAGAAGAAUUGUCCAACAAAGAAAACAAAGUUUCUCAAUCACCAGGUCAACUAUUUUUAUGCCAACAAAGCUGUUGACCUCCUCUUGGAUUCGCAAUGGGCAACAGGGAAAGACAUAGUGUUCACAGACCGCCAGUCCUGUGUUGACUAUUGUAAUAAAUUACUAAAAUUCAAGUUCUUUCAUCGAGCCAAAAAGAUCCCUAUAACCGACAAGGACUUGAAACCCAAGGAUUUGAAGAAGAAAAAAGAGCGAGAAAAGGAAAAGGUAGAAGAAGAUAAGAAAAAGAAAGAUGUUGAGAAGGUAAAACCUGCUGAGAAGGAGAAGGAAAAGGAGAAGGAAGGAGAAAAAGAGGAAGAGGAGGAGGAAGAAGACAAGAGGGAUAAAGAGAGCAAAGAUGAGGAAGACACUGCAGACAAAGAUGCCAAAGAUGAUAAGGAUGAAAAGGAGAAAGAGAAGAAGAAAAAGAAGAAGUCAAAGAUUAAGCUUGACAUGCACUUGGAACAGGUAUUUAUUGAUGGAGCCGAUGCUUAUGUGUGGAUGUACGACCCGAUUCCUUUCUGGUACUACAUAGCCGGUGCGCUCUGCCUCUUCGGUGCCAUCGCUGUUUGUCUUUUCCCAUUGUGGCCUCCAAGUGUCAGGAAAGGAGUGUAUUACUUGAGUGUCGCAGCUGCUGGGUUCCUGGGUGUCAUAUUGGGAUUAGCAGUUUUGAGGUUUAUUGUGUUCGUCAUCAUUUGGAUUCUUACAAUGGGUCACCACCAUCUUUGGCUGCUGCCCAACCUCACUGAGGAUGUGGGAUUCUUCGCAUCGUUUUGGCCAUUGUAUCACUAUGAAUACCGAGGGGAGGGCUACGAAAAGAAGAAGAAGAAGAAAAAGAGGGAAGAGCAACAACCUGACAACGAACAGGAAGAGGAAGAUAAAAAGUCAGAUGUAGAGAUUGACAGUCCAGACACAGCAGCUGAGACAGACAGACCAGAUACAGACGUUGACAGAGUUGUUACUGAAGAGCAGACUGCUGCCAGUGAAACAGAAUCUGAGAAUUCAAACUCGCAGACGUUUGAGAUGGUGGAAAGAGAAGAUGUGGAUACACUCAACAUGGAAAAUAUGGAAGAGAAGGAGACGGCCGAGCAGAAAGGCUCGGGCGUCGAAGAAAUAAAACUCGAUAAGCAGAGUACUAUAAACGAUGACUCGAGUUAAUUUUAGAUUUUAAGUUUGUUUUAUAUAUAGAUGCUUACUUACUUGGAUGUGAUAGAAAAUUAAAGCAUAGUUAGUGUUAUGCAAAAUCAUACAUGAUCAUCGACGUAUAAUCAUUUCAGUCAUGUUUAGAAAGUACAUUUCAAUUUGCAAGAGUUGAGGGAUCUGUUAGUUAUAAGAAAGGCUCUCGAGUAAAAUUUCUGCAAUUGUUUUUAUAUAAAUUUUUAAAAUGAUUUGAGUGUUGAGGCUUGCACAAAUAAACAAAAUUAUUGGUUAACGUAAGCAUUGUGCAAAACUAGAAAACUAGACAUUUUAUUUCCCGUAGCUGUAGUUCAUCUUACUGAGUUAGGAUUACAGGUAUGUUCACGUGAUAUGUUUAUAAUUUUUUUUUUGUACUUUUUCACUUAAUUAAUAAGAGUUUUUGCAUAAUAUAUUUUGAUAAGAUUUGCAAUACUGUAACCUCAGUGGAUAUGUGGUAAUUUUUCUUAAUUUAUAUUAGUGACCCUUAAUUAAGGUCUUUUGAAUCUGUUAACACUAUAUGGACAGCUUCAGUCAAGUCAUUAUUGCAGUACCACUGAAAUCAUGUUAUACUAUGUAUAAUUUGUCAGUCAUAGAGGGUCUUAUUCCAUUCACAUUGUUUUGUGAGACCAAUGGUACCACUCAAAAGAUCUUGCUGUUUUCAUUGUGUUUACUUGUGAAUUUGACUUUUCGCAAUUUUCUGUGAUUCUUUCGAGUUGAAGGUAACAAAGAAAAACAAGUGAUAAAAAACGCAUGCUUUUUUAAUGGAUAUAUAAGUACUGUAGUAUUGAAUGUAGAGCAGAUAUGGGGACAUGGGUAAUUUUAUGAGUAUAUCUUUAAAAUUUUAGUUAUGAUUAUUUCCUGAAGCUGAAGUAUACUCAUUCUGUUUCUAAUCCUGAUUACAAUUAGAAAAUACAUCCGCAAUUAUGAUACAUUUUUCAAGCAAUUAAUGUAUAGCUUUUAUACAUGGGCAAAGUAUAUCUCAAUUUCUGGCGACGGGCGACUACCAGUUAGUUCUGCUGGUUUGAAAAGGGAAGCAUUGUUGCUUUGACUAAGUAAGACUGAUCUUAUAGAUGGAAAAUGGCUUAGCCGAGUCUGUCACCAUAGUGUUAACACAGCAUUAACGUAUGCAAGGUUUGGGCAUUCAUGAGGGUAAAUAAAAGUUGUGGUUCUAAAGCUACAUGUAAUUGUCCUAAUACUCUAAAUUUAAAAUUUUCACAUCUCCUGUUGCAUGUAAUCAUCAUUUGAAGUAAAUUUUUUUUUGUUAA